Molecule: messenger RNA, 242 nt
Organism: Staurois parvus
Lineage: Eukaryota; Metazoa; Chordata; Amphibia; Anura; Ranidae
Source: the annotation of a GenBank genome assembly
CAGGGGCGGACUGACCAUUUGGAAACUUGGGCACUGCCUGAGGGCCCGGGGUCAGUAAGGGGCCCAAUGAGAUGCCCCUGGUACCUUUUUCAUAGGAUUUUUUGAGUUUGGGCAAGGGCACAGGGGCCCCAUGAUCCCCUAUGGCCCGGGGGCCUCAUGAGUUGUCAGUCCCCCCUGGGCCUGCUUUUUUGGGUGUGAUUUGAGUGUGGGCGAGGACACAGGGGCCCCAUGAGUUUUCAGUC